This is a messenger RNA of Cuscuta epithymum, 7597 nucleotides long. The record is from the annotation of a GenBank genome assembly. Lineage: Eukaryota; Viridiplantae; Streptophyta; Magnoliopsida; Solanales; Convolvulaceae.
GGGAUAUAUUAUCCCGGCCUAUUACUGUUCAGGAGCCCAAGACAUUAUCCAGUACGGAGCCCGAGCAGCUAGGCCCAUUUCGGCCCAUCCGGCCCACUUUGACCACCAGUCCUGAUAUCGGCCCGUUUGGCCCAUUAGGGUGGAGAGCCCCUUCUCUCCUUCCCCUAUAAAUACGGAGCUUAGCCUCCAUGUAAAGGAUCCCCUUUUUCCUUUCUUCUUCUCCCUCCUUAGCUAGAUUAGAACUCCAUGAAUGGGAGCUUCAAACAAAUUGUACUAUGUAAUGGUGAGGAGAGUCCUAAUGAGAAAGAGAGGGCUUGGACAUUAGCCUAAAAAGUCCCGUGGUUUUCUCCCUUUCGGGUUUCCACGUAAAAACUGAGUGUUCAUACAUAUAUUUACUAUAUCGUGUUGGAUUAAACUCAACACUGGCGCCGUCUGUGGGAAUCUGUUCAAAAAGAUUCAUGUGUUCUAUGAAAAAAUCAUAUGAAAUGGACUGAUUCCAGCAAAAAAAGAAGAAAAAUGGAUUCUGAGAAGUUCUUAGAUCUAGUAAGAAUCGGAAGAAAUAACGAUUGCCGACCCAGUCCGGCCGCGACGCUGCACCAAGACGGAGGUGGAGUGCGAGCUCCGCCCUCCAACUUCGUCACCCAGUCGCAGCUCCUUCCUCCAGUCGCGGCACCGGCGGACAUCGUCGCAGGGGCUCAUCAACUUCACCGAGCUCAAGGAGGGGACAUUUUGAAGCUCUGUCGGACUCCCACCGGAGGCCGGCCUCCGUCGCCGUCCUUGCACCUUCGGCGACCUUCACUGACAACUGCCAGCAAGCGGCCAGCAGGUGGACAGCACUUCGGUUUGUUCUUGGUUGGAAGCAAGCCACGUCGUGGAAGGAGGGAUGUGGACCAAGUCCUCAUUUGGGGAUUGACGAGCUUCGCAUUAGUCAUCAUGUGGGAAAGUGAUUGUUGACUCGGUCAACAUAUAUUCCUUGGGGCAUUCCAAGCCGAGACGUACGCUACAAGAGCUAAGUUUCACAAAAAACCUUCACCAUUUGCUAAUUUGAGUAUUAAUUGGAAUAAUGUUCCUUUACUAUUAUUAUUUUAUCACCAUUAUUUAUUAGGGAUUAGAAUCUCCCAAAAUUAAAUAAUGUCGAGCGACGCUCUUGUGAUAAUUAGUUUUCACCAUCAUUUUAAUUAAUGAUUGGUUGUUAUGGGCCCGUCGGCCCGCUCCUGAUCGGCUUUAAUUAGCGAACGGAGUAUACUUGAAUGGCCUUUGAUAGGAAAGUAUCAUUGCUAUUACAUGUUAUAUCACUAUUAUUUAUUGGGGAUAAAUGUCCCGAAUUAAAUAAUGCGGAGCGAGGCUCUAGUGAUAGUUAGUUCGGCCAAUAUUUUAUUGAAUAUUUAAUUUUUCGUGGGGCCUGUUGGCCCACUCUCGAUCAGCUUGAUUAAGUGAUCCGAGCGUCCCCGGAAAGGCGAUGCCCCGACGACGCAUUUUAAUUUGAGGGGUGCGCAUUAGUCCGCACGGCACUACGUGCCCGAUCGACGAUCAUACCCCAAUGUAAUCCGCGCCGCUAGGCGCGAAGUGACUAUUGCCAAACGUGGCCUAUGGGGCCCGAGGGCACCAAAGCACUCAACCUCGUUUUUCCGAGGGCAGUGCGACUAACUUGGGUCUGAGUUUGAAAACUCACAGACCAAUGAGUAUUUCUAUGUGACGUUCGGCGGGCUGCUAAUUGGCCUCGCCGCGAGCUGCUACGUCCCUUAACCCCGCACGAUGAGCCGGGCCGAGGGUCACGAUGACCCAUAGGCCGGUAAUCGUGGAUGUUAAAGAGAAAGCCAUGCAGAUGGUUAUGUGUGUAUACAUAUUGUCGGGCCGUGCGGCCCGUUACCAUGUUUAUUGCGCAGCUGAAGCCACUCGAUGCGCUCGAGCGAAAUGAUUAAAAGAUGCUCGGCCUGAGUCUUAAAGACAUUCAGGGCCAGCUAAAGAGGAGACCAUCACGGCUGAGGACCGUGAGACGAGCAUCUCCACCUAGAGGCUGAGGGCCUAGAGGAGACCACCACGGUUGAGAACCGUGGGACGAGCAUCUCCACCCCAGAGACCGAUGGCCUAGGAAGAACACCUAGAGGCCGAGGGUCUAGAGGGAACUAUCACGGCGAAGAACCGUGAGACGAUCAUCCAUCAUUCAGAGGCCGAAGGCCUAGAGGAGACCGUCACGGCCGGGGGCCAACCGACAUCAUCAUAUCACGACCGGCCUCCCGGCACGGCGUGAUCAUCUUUUGAAGACCGGCCUCGUCCCCGCGCUGCGCGGACGAAGACCGUUGCUGAAUUUCUUCCAGGUCGGCCUCUCAUCGCCGACACCAUUAUACCACGACCGGCCUCUCGGCUCGGCGUGCUUAUCUUUUGAAGACCGGCCUCGUCCCCGCCCUCGCGGACGAGGACCGUUGCUUGAUUUUCUCAGAUCGGCCGCUCAUUGCCGACACCAUUAUACCACGACCGGCCUCUCGGCUCGGCGUGCUUAUCUUUUGAAGACCGGCCUCGUCCCCGCCACCUCGCGGAUGAGGACCGUUGUUUGAUUCUUUCAGGUCGGCCUCUCACUGCCGACACUAUCAUGUUAUGUUCGGCCUCUCGGCACGACAUAUUUAUCUUUUGAAGACCGGUUUCAUCCCCGCGUUGCGUUGGAUGAGAGCCGUUGCUCGGAUAUAUCGGCCUGACCGGACACUAUUGCCAUCUCCAUUAUCAGGACCGACUGCUCAGCGACAUUGUGAUCAUUUGUAUAUCGGCUCCCAAUGCCGACCCUCUUGAGUUAGCGAUCGGGCUCACCCCUCCCUUCAGGAGGGUGACCAUCGCCUUCGCAUGACGACCAGCUAUUCUAUCGCCUCGUCGUUAUAUUUGUUCGCCAUGCCACCACCAUUAUGUGUGACAUCCCGUGAUCCCUGCGAGUUUCUUGGAUACCGAAUUUCUUCUUCGAUGUAGGAAGAUCGGUAGGACCACGGACCAGGGACGGACAAAGAAGAGCUAGGGAAUCUCGAUGUAGAUAAACCUGUUCCUCCUUGCGAGUUUCGCGGAUACCGAACGUCUCUUCGAAGCAAGAGCGCCGGUAGGACCAAGAACCAAGGACGAACGAAGAAUAUAGAUUGCCUCCCUCAAAAAAAAAAAAAAAAAAAAAAAAAAAAAAAAAAAAAAAAGAUGGGGAGAAGAGGAGGGUAGCUCCUAUAUGGAAGGGAAUCUUGCCCGGGCGUGCCAGAUCUUCUCCCACCGCCGAAGACGAACGCCCCUCGAUGUAGAGGUUAGUAGAGACGCGGAGGGGGCUAGACGAACCAAGGGAGCCUUGCCAAGAUAAACCUGUUUAUCCCACAAAUGACCAUGGAUCGAUGGACGUGGGAUAACAAAGACGGGAACCCGUGAGGGUAGACCAGUUCGUCCCUGCGAGUCCUUGGGUACCGAACGUCCUCUUCGAAGCAAGAGACGUCGGUAAGGCUAAAAGGACCACGGACGAACGAAAAAAGGGGGGAAUCUCGAUGUAGAUAAACCUGUUCCUCCUUGCGAUGUCGGCGGACACCGAACGUCUCCUCGAAGUAGGGACGCCGGUGGGACCAGGGACCAAGGACGAACGAAGACUAAAAGACUCCAAAAAAAAAAGGGGAAAAAAAAAAAAAAAAAAAAAAAAGAAAGAAAGAUGCCAGAAGAGCACGGAGCAAAGAAUGAUUUUAUCCCUCGGCGCUAUUGGCCGGGAAGUACAAACUGAAAAACAUAUGUAAAAGAAUAAUUACAAAACUUAAGUACGAAGAAUGAGGUGGCCGACGACGAUCGGCUAACAUCAGGUUUUCUUUUGUCUUAAACGACGAAUACCAGCUCCCCAGAUCAGGUAGGAGGGACAUCGCCCGGAUUUAUUUCAGGCUCACCAUUCCUUCCCGAAUGGAGUCCUGGCAGACGAUCGGCUUCUCACAGCCAAUCAGGAGAGAGACUUGACACAUCACCAGCACGGCCGAGGGCCGCGAGAGGCCGAGGGCCAUGAGAUGAUCAUCACUAUUUUUCUGUAUCACGAUCGGCCCCUCAGCGCCAUCGUGUUCAGAUUCACGGUUCGGUUCGCUCAUUCCCUCCAGGAUGGCGGCGACCGUCUUAUGCAGCACGAUCGGCUUCUCAGCGCCAUCGUGUCUCUUUCACGGUUCGGCUCGCCCAUUCCCUCCAGGAUGGCGACGACCGUCUUAUGCAUCACGAUCGGCCCCUCAGCGCCAUCGUGUCUCCUUCACGUUCGGAUCGCCCAUUCCCUCCAGGAUGGCGACGAACGUCCUAUGCAGUGCGAUCGGCCCCUCAGCGCCAUCGUGUCUGGCUUCACGGUUCGGCUCGCCCAUUCCCUCCAGGAUGGCGACGACCGUCUUAUGCCGUACGAUCGGCCCCUCGGCGCCAUCGUACCUGGCUUCACGGUUCGGCUCGCCCAUUCCCUCCAGGAUGGCGACGACCGUCUUAUGCAGUGCGAUCGGCCCCUCAGCGCCAUCGUACCCAGCUCACGUUCAGCUCGUCCACCCCUUCCAGGGUGGCGACGAACGUCUUAUGCAUCACGAUCGGCCCCUCAGCGCCAUCGUGUCCAGAUUCACGGUUCGGCUCGUCCAUUCCCUCCAGGAUGGCGACGACCGUCUUAUGCAGUACGAUCGGCCCCUCAGCGCCAUUGUACCCAGCUUACGUUCAGCUCGUCCAUCCCUUUCAGGGUGGCGACGAACGUCUUAUGCAUCACGAUCGGCUUCUCAGCGCCAUCGUGUCUCUUUCACGUUCGGAUCGCCCCAUUCCCUCCAGGAUGGCGACGAACGUCUUAUGCAGUGCGAUCGGCCCCUCAGCGCCAUCGUACCUGGCUUCACGGUUCGGCUCGCUCAUUCCCUCCAGGAUGGCGACGACCGUCUUAUGCAUCACGAUCGGCCCCUCAGCGCCAUCGUGUCUCCUUCACGUUCGGAUCGCCCAUUCCCUCCAGGAUGGCGACGAACGUCCUAUGCAGUGCGAUCGGCCCCUCAGCGCCAUCGUAUCUGGCUUCACAGUUCGGCUCGCCCGUUCCCUCCAGGAUGGCGACGACCGUCUUAUGCAGCACGAUCGGCUUCUCAGCGCCAUCGUGUCUGGCUUCACGGUUCGGCUCGCCCAUUCCCUCCAGGAUGGCGACGACCGUCUUAUGUCGUACGAUCGGCCCCUCGGCGCCAUCGUGUCUGGCUUCACGGUUCGGCUCGCCCAUUCCCUCCAGGAUGGCGACGACCGUCUUAUGUCGUACGAUCGGCCCCCUCGGCGCCAUCGUACCUGGCUUCACGGUUCGGCUCGCCCAUUCCCUCCAGGAUGGCGAUGACCGUCUUAUGCAUCACGAUCGGCCCCUCAGCGCCAUCGUGUCCAGAUUCACGGUUCGGCUCGCCCAUUCCCUCCAGGAUGGCGACGACCGUCUUAUGCAUCACGAUCGGCCCCUCAGCGCCAUCGUGUCCAGAUUCACGGUUCGGCUCGCCCAUUCCCUCCAGGAUGGAGACGACCGUCUUAUGCAGUACGAUCGGCCCCUCAGCGCCAUCGUACCCAGCUCACGUUCAGCUCGUCCAUCCCCUCCAGGAUGGCGACGAACGUCUCUUAUGCAGCACGAUCCGCGCCCCAGCGCCAUCGUGUCUGGCUCACGUUAGGGUCGCCUAUCCUUUCCAGGAUGGCGACGAACGUCUCUUAUGCAGCACGAUCAGCGCCCCAGCGCCAUCGUGUCUGGCUCACGUUAGGGUCGCCCAUCCCUUCCAGGAUGGCGACGAACGUCUCUUAUGCAGCACGAUCAGCGCCCCAGCGCCAUCGUGUCUGGCUCACGUUAGGGUCGCCCAUCCCUUCCAGGAUGGCGACGAACGUCUCUUAUGCAGCACGAUCAGCGCCCUAGCGCCAUCGUGUCUGGCUCACGUUAGGGUCGCCCAUCCCUUCCAGGAUGGCGACGAACGUCUCUUAUGCAGCACGAUCCGCGCCCCAGCGCCAUCGUGUCUGGCUCACGUUAGGGUCGCCUAUCCUUUCCAGGAUGGCGACGAACGUCUCUUAUGCAGCACGAUCAGCGCCCCAGCGCCAUCGUGUCUGGCUCACGUUAGGGUCGCCCAUCCCUUCCAGGAUGGCGACGAACGUCUCUUAUGCAGCACGAUCAGCGCCCCAGCGCCAUCGUGUCUGGCUCACGUUAGGGUCGCCCAUCCCUUCCAGGAUGGCGACGAACGUCUCUUAUGCAGCACGAUCAGCGCCCCAGCGCCAUCGUGUCUGGCUCACGUUAGGGUCGCCCAUCCCUUCCAGGAUGGCGACGAACGUCUCUUAUGCAGCACGAUCCGCGCCCCAGCGCCAUCGUGUCUGGCUCACGUUAGGGUCGCCUAUCCUUUCCAGGAUGGCGACGAACGUCUCUUAUGCAGCACGAUCAGCGCCCCAGCGCCAUCGUGUCUGGCUCACGUUAGGGUCGCCCAUCCCUUCCAGGAUGGCGACGAACGUCUCUUAUGCAGCACGAUCAGCGCCCCAGCGCCAUCGUGUCUGGCUCACGUUAGAGUCGCCCAUCCCUUCCAGGAUGGCGACGAACGUCUCUUAUACAGCACGAUCAGCGCCCCAGCACCAUCGUGUCUGGCUCACGUUAGGGUCGCCCAUCCCUUUCAGGAUGGCGACGAACGUCUCUUAUGCAGCACGUCUGCCCCUCGGCGCUGACAUGCCCGGUUUAUCGAUGAGAGCCACCGCUUUCUAUCACAUCUCACAUUCCUUCUCUCAUACAUCGCACCCAUACAUUACAUGCAUUCAUGCAUUCAUGCAUCAUACCUCAUACAUUCAUACAUACACAUGUGCAUCGUGUUUUGACAGUACCGCGACAUCGGUUUAUAGACGCAUGGACCUCUAAGCUUCUCCGAUUGGAAAGCUCGAGUCAGAGUCCUCUACUCUCGCCUGAUGCAUUCAGGGGGAGCGUGCCCGUGGAGGAGCACCCUUCGCCCGACCAUGUCGGAAAGGGGGGUGCCUCACUGGUAGAUUACGUUCAGGAGUACAGACACUCACUCAUAUAUUAUGAUUAUGUGAAGACACAGUUUCCAGCAAGACAGAGGAAGAGCGCAGGCAGAGUAUAUUUUCUCGAGCAGAUUCGCGAGCUCACUACUCAAGAAACUGGGGGACUUGUGUUGGGAUAUAUUAUCCCGGCCUAUUACUGUUCAGGAGCCCAAGACAUUAUCCAGUACGGAGCCCGAGCAGCUAGGCCCAUUUCGGCCCAUCCGGCCCACUUUGACCACCAGUCCUGAUAUCGGCCCGUUUGGCCCAUUAGGGUGGAGAGCCCCUUCUCUCCUUCCCCUAUAAAUACGGAGCUUAGCCUCCAUGUAAAGGAUCCCCUUUUUCCUUUCUUCUUCUCCCUCCUUAGCUAGAUUAGAACUCCAUGAAUGGGAGCUUCAAACAAAUUGUACUAUGUAAUGGUGAGGAGAGUCCUAAUGAGAAAGAGAGGGCUUGGACAUUAGCCUAAAAAGUCCCGUGGUUUUCUCCCUUUCGGGUUUCCACGUAAAAACUGAGUGUUCAUACAUAUAUUUACUAUAUCGUGUUGGAUUAAACUCAACAUCAGUCAAUUUUUUCUCAAGCAUAUUACUUUUGGUUUUGCGCAGUGAAUUGUAUAAUAAUCAAAAUGUAG